Messenger RNA from Pseudocercospora fijiensis CIRAD86, 1617 nucleotides. RefSeq lists its product as uncharacterized. NCBI's taxonomy places the organism in Eukaryota, Fungi, Ascomycota, Dothideomycetes, Mycosphaerellales, Mycosphaerellaceae. The transcript has 15 exons. The record is from RefSeq and is a predicted model, not a curated record. Bases 1 to 1617 code for a protein of 538 amino acids.
AUGGGGUCGUUGGCCUCGUUCAUAAGACAACAGAUGUGGAUAUGGCUGUCUGGAAGUGGCCCAGAUUGGCUGCUUCUGACGAUCAAGGCGGUUGCUGGAUCUGCCUAUCAAGAUCUUGCUGAGAAGUGUGAUUGGGCUUCAUCUGCUGACCGAGGGUCCGAGAAGCUGGCUACACUCCGGCUUUGCCUUCGCCAUGGUAGCUGGAUGGCGAUGCUAAUACUGAUAAGGCUGAAGCUGGUAUUGGACUUGGAGCUGGAGGUGGAGAAGCUGACGUCUGAUUUCCAGCUGACGCUUGGCCUGUGUGGCAGAGCAGUAGCUGCGCAAAACUUUCCCCAAAAGUUCCAGACCACGUCUCUCUUGCCCGUCAUGACUGGAUCCUCAUCAGUAUCUCUACUUCAACAAGUGCAUGGUCCUGGGAAUGUGACUGUGAUCAAACCGAUAAUUUCUCUGGGCGGAGGCGGGAUAUGGUAUUUCACGCUUCGAGCUGCUCGACAUGAGCAAUCAAACCAGCGUAUUGUUUCCGCGAGCCUCAGGGAUGGGUUAAAGCGACAGUACCGCGAUCAGCAAAGGGCUGAUAUAUUUUCCACAUUGACCAUCAGCUCCAUUUCCAAGAAGGACGAUUGUCCAGAUACCGCAGCAAUGUCGGCAGACCCGUACUUCGCAAUGGAUGAACAGGCCUUGGUCCUAGGUCUCACACGUUUAGGACACUUCGCGCUAUGUCCUCGAUCAAUGCCCUCUUAUCUAGCACUGGCGUACCGGUCCGCACCACCUCAGCAGAUCAUCAACCACUACUGUGCUCCACCUAAUACUUCCCAGCCUGCACCGUCUGCCAUUCACGAGACUGUUGUGCUGAUGGUGAAGCCGGGCUUCAGAAACUCCGCACAUCGCGCGAGCGUAGAGAGCCAAGAAAAAGCACAAUCACUGGGUAGGUUCAGACGGAGAAAGCUCCAGGAAGACCGAGGCUACCACAAUGGGCCAAACCACGGGCAGAGUGCGCAAUUUCCGAUGAAUCGGCGUCAACGGAGUCUGCUCUGUCCCAGCAAGGAGCGAAGCAGAGGACAGGGACAGGACCACAUGAGCGGAGUGCUGCAAAUGCCCAAGACAAUUCAGGGCCAGCCGGUUCAAGUAGCAUUGGAGCUGCUCAAAACAGCGUCCAACUCGGCUGGAUGCAGCAGGGAAGAAGAUUCGCAAGAGCUAAAAGCCAUGGGCGAGGAUCCAGACAACGCUGACCAUUGCUCCGCCGACGCUGGUAGUGACUUCUCCGGCAACACCUCCUACAUCAACACCAUUCGCCCAUCGCGAGAGUAUGGGCAGGAGAGCAGAGUCUGGUAUAGAAGAGAUUUCGGGUUGGGCUCCAAGGCCAUAGGUACUCUCCUUCCAGGAACAGUGGAAGACGCAGCAGAUAGGAUUAGCCUCCAACCAGCCUCCUCAGAUCAGCAUCCACAGGGUCUGGGGCUGUCAAUGCUCGACUCCAACUGUAGCAAGGCAGAGGAUAGAUACCGUCAGACAAAGAAAGCGGAUGACUACCUGCCAGGGCACCAUACGCCACGAGCACAAGGAGGAGCAGGUGUAUCGAUUCCAGCCGACGAAUUGCGCGCAUAUGAUUUGGAGGAGUAG